Molecule: messenger RNA, 2686 nt
Organism: Electrophorus electricus (electric eel)
Lineage: Eukaryota; Metazoa; Chordata; Actinopteri; Gymnotiformes; Gymnotidae
Gene: tsku
Product: tsukushi small leucine rich proteoglycan homolog (Xenopus laevis)
Cellular component (GO): extracellular matrix
Molecular function (GO): protein binding
Source: RefSeq, a predicted model, not a curated record
AGCUUUUAUCCUCAGAACAUCUACCUAAAGGCAAGGCACACGGUUGGCGGGUCUGAAAGCACAUGUGUAAGAUCACACUGUGGUGUAUGUAUUCAAGACAAGCUUUUACGAGAACACACCCACCUAAGAGGAAUGUAAUAUACUCUAUGAUAAAUGUGCACUCUGGUUUAUGGUCAUUUCAUGAAUGGUGCGUGUCUGUUUGAAGGUCGUGGAUUAGUAUUUGAAAAUACACUGUGAGUUGACCUAACUCCAUAGUGUAUGCAUUUGAGUGUCAAAUCAAAAUCAUUAUCUGCACUGUUGCAUAUUUGUCAUCACAUGAAUAAGAAAACUCAGCAUCUCAUGCCUUAAAAAUCGUGCAUCCGCCUAACCAUGGAAAUCUAUCUAAGUGAAGUACAUUAAAAAAUGUCUUUGAUCACCAGAAUUAAGUCAAAUCCUCAAGAAGUUUACCAAAGAAGAGCACUAUGGUGGUCUUCCUGUCUCUCAUACUGCCCCUGCUGCCAGCCCUGGGUAUUGCAGGGGAGGUGAAGAACUGCCACCCAAAAUGCCGGUGUGAGGUGGAGAGCUACGGCCUGUUCGACAGCUUCAGCCUGACCAAGGUGGAUUGCCGUGGGAUUGGGUCAGGCACAACUCCAGUCCCCAUCCCGCUUGACACCUCCCACCUGGAUCUGUCCAGCAACUCCAUCAGCUCCGUUACCGACUCCAUGCUCUCGGGGCCUGGCUACACCACCCUGGUCAGCCUGGACCUUAGCAAUAACCACAUAGCUCAAGUCAGUCCAAAAGCCUUUGCCAAACUCCGCUACCUGGAAACUCUUGAUCUGAGCCACAAUGCCCUGGAGAGCCUGGGUGGUGGAAGCUUCUCCGGCCUGCCUUUGACUGAUGUGGACCUCAGUAACAACAUGUUCCAGGACUUCAACCUAGAUCUCUUCAACACCAGAGGCCCCGAAACUCCUAUCAGUGUUGACCUCUCAAAUAACCUUCUCUCCACAGUCUCCAGAAAUCCACAAGGCCACGCUGUGCAUAUCAAGAGCCUGACGCUAGCAGGCAAUAGGCUUAGGGUAGUGCCCACACUCACAGGAGUGCCCCUGCAGUACCUGAGCCUGGAUGGAAACCCCAUCACCAGCAUUGAGGACGGGGCCUUUGAAAAAAUGAAUGAUCUUAUUUAUCUCUCUCUCAGCAGCUUGCCUGAGCUGACUAGCAUACAGCCAGGCAGCUUCAGAAGCCUGAGAAACCUGCAAGUCCUGGACCUGUCGUACAACAGUCGGCUCAAGGGUCUGAGCCCAGAUGUGUUUAAUGGACUGACCUCUUUACAGGAACUCAAUCUGUCCAAGUCUGUGGCUGGCCCUUUGCCUGUGGCCACCUUCGACCACAUGCCGAGUUUAAAAAGUGUGACUCUGGGGCCGAAUAUGCAUUGCUGGAAGACCCAUAAGCAAGGACAAUUUCACAGACAGAUAGGACAGGCAAAAGCAAACGAUAUUCUAACAUGUGAUGUUGAUGGACUUAUUUCAUAAAACAAAUACCUGAGGGGAAAAACGCUGCAAAGUGCAUUAUUUUAAUGUUCCUGUGCCUUAUUUCUCAGAGGCCAAGACCUAUUAUAUCUUGCAAAGCUGAGCUUUAGUACUUCUUCACUGUCAAUCAAUAUGCCAUUAUUUUUGCACAAGAAGGCAACCAAGGUUCAUUUCCAAUAUAUUCUCAUAUUAAAAGUUCUCAUGCACUUUAAGUUGUAUAGGUCUUUUUCAGUACUGCAUUUGUUUUAUUUUUAAGGGACAGGGUAGGUUGGUUGGCUGUACAUUCUCUGCUACACAGACACCAUAGAUGUGACCCAGGCCACACAAGAACCACCUAAAACUUUAAAACCAAAGUCAAAGGGUUUGGAUUGAAUGUUCUGGAUAUUGAGAUGCCAAGCGCAUAUUUCACCUGUAUGGUUUUUUGCUCCUAAAGCAAACAGGGUUUGGGGCUGAUGGAACAGAGAGAGCGAAGUGUUUUUGUAAAUGUUUGCUCCCGAGACUUUAUGAAAGCAUGGACCCAACCCAAUACUACCAUCAUACACUCGGGUUUCAUUUCUGUUCAGACAGGACAGUAGGUGCCCCGAAAUUAACUAAUACAUUGCAAAAAAAUAAUAGGAACAAUUAAUCAUUCUUAUUAAUUCAGUUAAAUAAAAUGUAAAUAAUUGUAAUCAUCCUUGAACUAAUGGAACUGGUGAUAUCCAGAAGCGCCUGUUUUAGGUGACAAACAUUUCCCAUUCAGGCUGAAAACUUCUUACAGCCAUAGCUUUAUAAAAAUGUAGUCCUUCAUUAUCAUUCUAAUUUACAUAACAAAUAUUCAAAAUAUGCAGAAAAGAGCCAGAAAAGAGCCAGAUUCUGAACCAUGUUUCUAACAUUUUCAAUCACAUCCGGAACAGGAUUGUAUUAUUUAUUAUUUACACCUUUAUUAUUUAAUCAAAUUUAGCCAAAUAACCAUUACAUUAUAGCCCACUUAAUUUUUUAUUUCUCUUACCUGUUUCAAGAUUUCCAUUGCACUCACUGUGUUUUGCACUUUUUGGUCAUAAAGUGAGCCAAGAUUGUUUGAAUCUUUAGUUUGAAAAGGAUUUAUAAUUGUUUGUUGUUUAUACUUGUCUGUAGAAUUGUAUAUAUUUGUACAAAUGUGUCUGUUUAAUGAAUACUAUAAAUGGAAUCAAUCUUUACACAUA